AAAAAAAAUAUGACAGACUGCAAUGAGUAAGAGGAGCGAGAGCAUAAAGCAAGAUGGUGAGGAAAUAUUCUCUCAAACAUCUAAGGGACGCUAAAGUCAUAUGAGAACAAGAUACAGACCGUGACACAUCUUUCUGAACUAAGUCAAGCAGGUUUCCACACCACUUUGGAUAACACAUUUUGUCAAGCUUCUUUAAUUUGGAAAACUCAGCCCAGCUUAAUUACUUCACAAAUUCUGCCAGAUAAAUACUUCAAAUUAAAAAUGUCGAUGGAAAGAUGACAACAUUCAAUUCCUACUCUAAUGAAUGCACUGUGUGAGAUUCAGAGACUUUUAAAAGGAUGAGUUUGCAUACUGGAACUUCUGUGUGUCAACUUCCUGAAUCAGACACAACUAGCAGCGUGACUCAAGGUGCACAAACAUCCGAUGGAACGGCAGCACAAAGUCAAAAUCAGCCAUCUGUAAAGCCUUAUGGCUCUGCAGCUGCUAGAUUCAAAAUCCGCUCUGCUAAAACACUUACUACCAAGGACCUUAGGAAGAAAAGCUUUUCUUUUGAGAGUGGAAAUGUUGAAGACUUAAGUCAGAAAAAUCCAAGUAAGGACCUCAACAAAGUUUGUACAUCUGCUAGUUAUACCCACACUAACAUUGAUGAGACAGGUAAAACUUUAAGUAAGGAUGUACGAAUGGAUUCAACUCCUUUAAUCAGUUCUGAAAAGAGUCAUGUGAGUGAUAAAAGCUUAAUCACUCAGGCAGACAAGACAGCAAGUGACAGAAACAGAGGAGAUGAGUUGAGGAGAUUUUAUCAGUCAAACAAAAGUAAAAGCUUAGACUGGAGAGCAAUGAAUAGCAAAGCAGGACUUGGUAACACAACUGUCAUGACUAGUGGCACCAGAGAUUAUAGUCACUACAUGACGCGAUCAGAUAGUUCAGAAAAAGCAGAAACAAACAACAUCACUUCAAGUACACAAGAGAAUCAACCCAUUACCUAUUCGAGGAGGAUCCAGGCUUAUAAUGUGGCCAAUGAUGGUGAUCAGAGCAGUGACAGAAAGGUUUCUCCAGUCUCUGGAUAUACAUCUUUGAGAAUGAACCAAAUCAAUUUUGCUAUAGAAAAGGCAAGCAACGGUCAGUCACUCCCUUCCAGACUAAAGCCAAGACGUAGCCUAGAUUCUAUUGAAGAUUGUGGUAGUCUCUGGGCACAGCAACCAGGGGAAUCAAGUCUUGGUCAGACAGACAAGAGAAUCGGAUUCUGGACCAGAGAGCAAGGACUUUCUAAUGCUGAGGAAGUAACUGGAAACCAAACAAUAAAGGAACGAAUUGAUAAACUGCUUGGGUCACAUGGCAAAUCUGAUGCUUUAAGUCCUGAUAUAUCAUUUUCCAAGUCUAUGGACACUGUGGACUCCACUCCAAGUCAAAGGAAAAACACUACCAACCCUUCAGAUUAUAUUCACAGCCAACAGGACAAGCCUUCAGACAAUGCAGAAAAAGCUGGAACAUUUCCUAGAAGAUUUUCAACCACAUAUUUUGGUCCCAAGCCAGAACUCUCUUUAAAUAACGACAACAGAAAUGACCAAAGGGAAAAUCCCUCUGGAUUAAGUUCUUCAUUGUCAUCAAAGCCAAAGUGGAGUACAGAGAGUUACAAAAAUACUCAGUCACUUCUGCAUGAUGACAACAAAGAAUCAAGCAAAAGGGUGUUAACAGGGUCACCAAAGUACUGUAGUCAGUCAUUAGAAAGGACCAGGAGUAAACUGUCAGCAACUAGUCAAUACAGCAUUAACAGGAACCAGUCUGCAUAUUCAGAUAGUAAUUCAAACACCCCCAACAAGGAUCUCAACUGUCUUUCCAGCCGGAUCAAAGAGGACAUUUUGAAAGAUAAACAACCAGAUAAAGAAACUAUCAAGGGACUGGACAUGAAGGAAAACAGGUGUCAGGGUGGUUCGCAAGUGGAAACCACCCAACCCAAGAACCCGUUAUCCUCAAAAGCACAUAGUGACGUCGAUAAAGAUGGGAAAGACAGUGUUUUUACAUUUAAAACUGAGGGAAGGAGAGGAGAAGGUGUACUAGAAAAGUUCCGUGCACAAUCCAUGGAUUCUGUAAAGAAUACAAUCAGCAUGUUUGAAUCUUUGGCGCAACAAGGAACCCCAAAAGAUCUUUAUUCCAAAAGGACAUUAUCUGUACCAGAGCAUCCCAAGCCUGCCGCUCUUGUGAGGAAGAGUGGCUCAGAAAGAAAUCUUCAUUUUGGAAGAUCUGUGGGGAACAGAGAAAGCCCAAGAACAAAUUUCUUUAACAAAAACGAAUCCAAUAAGCAGACUGAAGAAGGCACUCUAAGUAAAGCUCCUCAUUCAAAUUCUUCUGUCAGAGUAACACCAACAUUUGAACCACGUCAGGAGACUUACAGAAAGAGUGUAGAGCUUGUGCCAGAAUUUAAACAAAUGAAUGAAUCAAGAACUGACCGAGUUAGCAGACAAAAUGAUGACGUUGAAUCUAGGACAGCUGGUAAAAAACAUAGUGACGAACCAGAUUCUGCAAUCCAUGUUUAUUCAGAGCUCAGAAAGUUCAGAGCAACGGAAGAAAAAGUGGAACGUCCAGAAUUCUCUCAACACUCAAAACGUUUAUUAAAGCAACAGACUAUCCAUGUAAAAACAGAGGAUGAUGGUGAUGAUGAGGAUGAAGAUACACCAAUUAACUCUCCUAAUAGUGCACCUAGCACAAUUAGCAUGGAGAAACAGAGCAACACUGGAGUCGUAAAAGUUAAUGGGACCCAUCCCAAAGUGCUACCCAAUCAACCUCAAAGUUCCUCUCAUUUCCAGUCUAUCUAUUCCUCACUCAACCAUUCUAAUAAUAACAACUACAAAAUAAGGGAGGAUCUGACGCCACUGACUACGGCUAGGUGGAGCUCUGAUGAGGAAGAUUAUGAUGAUGAGGAAACAGACACUGACGAGGACUCUGAUUCAGGAGAGUCAUCUGUGACCAUCACAAGCCACAUGAGCCAAUCUGAACGCAGAAGUUUCUCCUUAAGUCUCAUGGACCUAUGUAACUUUGGUGGGGUGGACUAUAAUUCGCCAGAUUGGUUAGAGGAUGAUGAAGAUUUGCCAUCCUCACGCUCUGCGUCGCUGAGCUCAGACAUCUCAGUGUUCUCUUCUGUGACUCUUCUGAGCACUGAUGAACUAGAUCGCUUAUUGGAUGAUGUCAAGAGCUUGGGAGACGACACCCUGAAGAAAUAUGAAGACGUGCAAGUGGUUGUGUUACACAAGGAGGUGGGGAGUGGCUUAGGAUUUACCUUGGCAGGGGGAGUGGAUCAGAAUAAACCAGUCACAGUCCACAGAAUAAUCUCAGGUGGGGUAGCAGCACAGGAAGGCUCCAUCUUCGAGGGUGCUCAGGUGCUGUCAAUCAACGGCACUGCCCUCCAGAACUCUGCCCACUGGGAGGCUCUGCGUACACUGAGAAAAGCAAAAGGACAGGGAAUGGCAGUGGUUGUUCUUCAGAGUGGCAACAGCAGAAAAGAUGUCACUGAAAAAACAGGAAUCACAGGGAGGAGAGUCCGUGUGACUCUGAACAAGUCCAGCUCUGAUCUUGGCUUUAGUCUCGAAGGAGGGGUGGGCUCCAGCUCAGGAGACAAACCCCUCACUAUACAAAAAAUCUUCCGUGGUGGACCAAUUAGUGAAGUGUUCCCUGGGGAUGAACUGUUAGAGGUGCAGGGUCGAAGUUUGGAGGGCCUGAUGCGUCUUGAGGCUUGGAACCUCAUAAAGAAGUUGCCCUCUGGUCCAGUGGACAUCUUAUUACACCGUCCUCAUCAACUACAUUGAAGACCUCUACUUUCCUUCUUACACCUGCCUUUUUGAAGUGCUAUGCAUGUCAUAAUUUAUGCUGUUACAGGAUCUAUCAUGUUUUGUUCUUGCAUUUUUUCUCUGCCAAUAUGAAGUAUCAUAGUCUUUUGAAGUGCUUUUAAUCCCUCCAAGAUUUGAAAAACUUUGAAUUAAUGCACUCCAAAAAUGCUGGGUUGUCCCAAAUUAAUGCAAAAAAACCACUGAAGACCACUGUGUAAAAAUGUAAUUUAAAAAGUUAUCCCAAUGGUUGGGUUUGUCUACAUUUUAACCAAAUUUGAUUGAAACAACCAAGUCAUUUUAAGGAUUGUACUGCCAAAAUUAAAGAUAAGAAAGCACUGGAGGCCAGACGGCCAUUCUUUUAAAUAGAUGUUAUUUUAAAUAAUGUUUACACACUUGUUAUGCAACAAUUUAUAUAAUAUUGUACAAUCAGUAUGUAUCAGAAACCAUUAUAUAUAUUGUAUUUAGUUCUUAUGUUACAACAUAUGUACAGUAUAUGUGUCUAAUGUAUGUUGUUUGUACAUAUCUGAUCCAUUCCAGAAAAAAACUUUUCAAUAUUAAAGACAAAGACAUGAGCGAUAGCUUAUAUAGCAUCCA
This is a messenger RNA of Danio aesculapii, 4415 nucleotides long. RefSeq names its product dentin sialophosphoprotein. Bases 339 to 3800 code for a protein of 1153 amino acids. Gene Ontology annotation, molecular function: cytokine activity; CD4 receptor binding. The transcript is spliced from 7 exons. The record is from RefSeq and is a predicted model, not a curated record. Gene Ontology annotation, biological process: leukocyte chemotaxis; induction of positive chemotaxis. NCBI's taxonomy places the organism in Eukaryota, Metazoa, Chordata, Actinopteri, Cypriniformes, Danionidae.